GCAAAGAGUGCCUCUUUCCCAGCCAGCCGCUCUUUCUUGCUCUUUCUUUACCCUCCGGGCCCCCACUAUGCCCCGUUUCACUUUUCCCCCACUCCUGCUGCUUUCGCUGCUCCUGUGCUCCUGGUCCCAUCGCCUGAUAGGGGCAAAAGACAGCGGUAACACCAAUGAGUGCGGUCAGUGCAUCCCCGAGAACUGCGAACCGGUGCGAUGCAAGGCUCCGGAGCUCUCGGUGCGGGACGACUGUGGAUGCUGUGAGCAGUGCCUGGGCGCCGAGGGCGAGCUGUGCGGGGGCAGAAGUGGCGCGAGCCGGAGGCACCAAGCCCGCUGCGGCCCGGGACUUGUCUGCGUAAGCCAGUCCCGGGAGGUACUGGGGGCUGCCGCGUCCCAGGAGUCACUGCCUGAGGAGUUGGAGGGCACGGGGCUGUGUGUGUGCAAGGAGGACGGCGCCGUGUGCGGGUCGGACGGCCGUUCUUACCAGAGCGUGUGCGCCCUGCACCUGCACAGUUGGAUCUCGGUGAGGGCUGGCCGCGAGCGUGUUCACAAGGCUCACGAUGGCGAGUGCAAGUUAGCUCCUGUGAUUGUUCUGCCACCUAAAAAGAUUCACAAUGUAACUGGGGCCCAAGUCUACCUGUCCUGUGAAGUGAAGGCUGUUCCAACACCAGUCAUCAGCUGGAGAAAGAUCACAGAGUCUCCCAAGGGAGUCAAGUUGCUGGAGGAGUUGCCAGGAGACCGAGUUAACAUGGCUGUCCAGGUUCGUGGUGGUCCAUCCAAACACGAGAGUACAGGUUGGGUUUUGAUAAACCCUCUGACAAAGGAGGAUGAAGGGGUGUACCAGUGCCAUGCCACUAACAUGGUGGGGGAGACACAAUCCUAUGGUACAAUAAAGGUUACAGAUCUGAAUAAAUACAAAAAAACGAACUUUAUAGCAUCAGAUGGUGACAUUUGAUGAGGGUGCCAGGGAAGCUGAUUACAAAAUGGAGAAGAAUCAAUUAGUGGAUUGUUUUGUUUUAUUGUGUAGCAUGAGCUAGAAAACACUGCCCCAUUUUUACGUGCUUUUCAAUUUAGAUUAAAAACUAGAACAAAAAAGAUACAGAUGUAAUUUUUAGCUGGGAAAUAAUGUACAAGGAAAACAAAUUAAAACAAAAUCACAGGCAGCUUUUGAGAAGUGACUUUCUGUAGAUAACUUGUGUUUUUUUUUUCUUAAGCUGAUGUCUCCCAAGGGAAAUCUCUCCCUAGUGUACUUGUACACUUAGAAGUGGAAGCUUCAUACUCCUGCAUCUUCAUUUAUUCCAACUGUAUAAUGAUUGUUUAGAUGAUGUGUCCUUACCUCUCAGGUGACCUUGUAAGAGGGAAAAGAUGGAAAAUGCAUAUAAAAAAUUCCUUUUAAAAAUUGUACUGCUUCAGGACACGGUAUGAAUUGUUGAGGAAUAAAAGGUCCCCUUAUUGUCUUGCAUUCUGCUCUGAAGCAUUUAAUGUUCUGUCAACUACUAGUUAAUGAAACCUACAAGGCACCUGCCACAGACUUACUUUAGGCAAUCAAGAUGCUAAUUUUUAAACAUAGGUUUCUAUCUGAGGAGCAAACUUUUACAUUGUUUGGUGAACAUUGUAUUAGAAUUACAGUAUUAGAUGCUAACUGUAUCUAGUGAGAUAUGAAAAUAGAAAUGUUGUAGUAGUAUAGAUUUUGCUUUUAGAUGCUUCUACCCUGUCCAUGAAUAUAAUGGGAUAAUUUUUUAAAAAAUCAUUGCAGAUAUGAGCUACAUAAAGUGACCCCAGAUGCCUAAAACUUGUUGUUUGUUUAGUCAUGCCUGACUUUUCAUGACCCCAUGGAGUUGUCCAUAGGAUUUUCUUGGCAAAGACACUGGA
This is a messenger RNA of Vombatus ursinus (common wombat), 1863 nucleotides long. It is a transcript of the gene IGFBPL1, whose product is annotated as insulin like growth factor binding protein like 1. The transcript has 5 exons. The record is from RefSeq and is a predicted model, not a curated record. Lineage: Eukaryota; Metazoa; Chordata; Mammalia; Diprotodontia; Vombatidae. Gene Ontology annotation, molecular function: insulin-like growth factor binding. Gene Ontology annotation, cellular component: extracellular region. The coding region runs from base 68 to 946 and encodes 292 amino acids. Gene Ontology annotation, biological process: regulation of signal transduction; regulation of cell growth.